GGAUCCGUGGCUUUUAUUCGAUCUGGCGCCAUCUCCACACAUAACAUCCCUCCUUAUUCGCCCUGCCUACGCUCUUUUGUCUCUCUGUGAAGUCUGCAGCCAUGGCUCUGGCUAGCAAGGCGGAGUCGAAGAACAUCUUCGCCAAGCUUAACACCAAACCCGCAAACAAGAUCUGCUUCGACUGCGGCGCAAAGAACCCAACGUGGACGUCGGUCCCCUUUGCUAUCUACCUGUGUUUGGACUGUUCGGCAAAUCACCGUAACUUGGGUGUACACAUUUCCUUUGUGCGAUCAACCAAUUUGGACACAUGGCAAUGGGACCAGCUCCGACUUAUGAAGGUUGGAGGCAAUGAGUCCGCAACCAAAUACUUCCAAUCGCAUGGCGGCUCUGCGGCGCUUGCUAGCAAGGAUCCCAAGACGAAAUAUACGUCCGCGGUAGCAACCAAGUACAAGGAGGAGCUAGCACGACGGGUCGUUGCCGAUAAGAAAUUGUAUCCGAACGAAGUCGUCAUUACCGAUGUCGAGGAAUCGCCAGGCUCAGGAUCUCAGACUCCUGCCGGCGAGGCUCCAGAAGAUGACUUCUUCUCAUCGUGGGACAAGCCGACGAUCAAGAGGCCUAGUAAUCCACCUUCAAGGACGGCCACGCCGCCUGUAGUUAGCCGUACCGCGUCUCCCUUCUUGACCGCCGGCGCGAACGGGAACGGCUCUGCGAGGCCAAAGUCACCUCUUAAUGCUGAUGCGACGUCAGCACGACCCACCACCACUACCACUACGGCUAUCCGUAAGACUGCCUCAACCACCUCUGGGCCCAGAAAACCCAACAUCCUGGGCGCAAAGAAGAAGGGUCUUGGCGCGAAGAAAGUGACAGCAGAUACAGGACUAGAUUUUGAAGAAGCCGAACGCAAAGCUAAAGAGGAGGCCGAAAGAAUAGCUAAGCUAGGCUACAAUCCUGAUGAAGAGACACCUGUUGCGCCGGCUUCAAAGUCGGGCGUUAGCGAGGAGAGUAAGAUCGUUUCACCAACUCCGCUGAGUCCUUCGCGGGCAGGCGGUUUCGGUAGCACAGCCAAGCCUCGUGAGAGGAGCGAUAGCGAGCUGGAGCGAUUGGGAAUGGGAAUCGGACGAUUGGGCUUUGGGCAGACAGCCGGUGCAAAGCCACAACCCAAGAAGAUGGGCUUCGGUGCUGUCUCGCGUGCCGCAACAGAGGAUGACGACACCAACCGCUUCGCGCGCGAUAAGUUCGGCUCCCAGAAGGGCAUCUCCUCGGACGAAUUCUUCGGGCGUGGCAACUUCGACGCCAACGCUCAGGCCGAGGCCAAGUCACGGCUGCAGAAUUUCGACGGCGCCACCUCCAUCUCCUCCAACGCGUACUUUGGCAGGCCCGAGGACGACUUGCCUGCCGAAGACUACGGCGACUUGGAGACCGCCGCUAAAGACUUCGUGCGGAGGUUUGGCCUUACCGCCGGGGAUGACCUGGAGAACCUGACGCAAGUGCUGGGCGAGGGCGCGAGCAGGCUCCAGGGUGCUAUACGGAGUUAUCUGAAUGGGUAGACGAGCAUGUGUAUGGGCCUAGGGCAGAAAGGUAACUGGUCGUUUUGGGCCGGAUUAGGGCGGAUGGCUCUUCCUGACGAAUGCGCUGUCUGAAAUUUGAACGUGUGAACGAUCCAUUUGGCUAUGAAUGCAUGCUUAUAAUCCGGUAGGGGCGAGGAAUGAAGUAGCGGCAGCAUAGAGGCAAACGUUGGUAUCUGAGGCAUUGGGAAAUUUCAAAAAUAUAUACAUAUGCGUUUUUAUCCCCC
Molecule: messenger RNA, 1792 nt
Organism: Verruconis gallopava
Lineage: Eukaryota; Fungi; Ascomycota; Dothideomycetes; Venturiales; Sympoventuriaceae
Exons: 4
Coding region: 102-1547 (481 amino acids)
Biological process (GO): COPI coating of Golgi vesicle
Molecular function (GO): GTPase activator activity
Source: RefSeq, a predicted model, not a curated record